Messenger RNA from Osmerus eperlanus (European smelt), 2205 nucleotides. RefSeq names its product ceramide synthase 3b (gene cers3b). Gene Ontology annotation, biological process: ceramide biosynthetic process. Gene Ontology annotation, molecular function: DNA binding; sphingosine N-acyltransferase activity. Gene Ontology annotation, cellular component: membrane. The record is from RefSeq and is a predicted model, not a curated record. Bases 300 to 1460 code for a protein of 386 amino acids. NCBI's taxonomy places the organism in Eukaryota, Metazoa, Chordata, Actinopteri, Osmeriformes, Osmeridae. The transcript is spliced from 10 exons.
UGUUGUCUGGUCCACAGCUCACGCCACAUACUGUCCAGUCCAGACAUGCCAGCUUCACCAAGCUGGCUUUCAUCUCAUUCAUUCAUCAAUAGUCCAAGAGUCCAAGAAAGCCAAUACUUGUAUCUCCAUUCUAUCUUUAGUUCCCUUUAUGGCCCAUACCUCUCGUGCUUUAUCUCUUCAUUAUCUGUGUGUUCUUCCCCAUAUCACUCACCCUUCCCUUCCCUCUGCAUAUCUCCGGUGCUGGCUCAUUUAUCUUUAUAACUCUGGUUUGUUCUGACAGUGUUGCACUAACCUGCAGGAUGUGUUUGGGGGUUCAUUGUGUCCACAGGCUGUUUCCCAAUACCAUGGUCCAGAGCAUCAGUGAGUGGUUGUGGUGGGAACGCCUGUGGCUCCCAGCUAACCUGAGCUGGUCAGACCUGGAGGACAGAGAUGGUCGGGUUUACGCCAAACCCUCGCACCUGCACGCUGCCCUGCCCUAUGCUUUUGUCCUGCUCAUCAUCAGAUACCUGUUUGAAAGGUACAUAGCCAUCCCUCUGGCUGGACUGUUGGGGCUCAGGGAUAGGCUACAUCUCACAGCAGAACACAACCCCCUCCUUCAACACUACUUCCUCACCCAAUCACAAACCCCGACACAGGGGAAUGUGAGGGCUCUGUGUAAGAAGACAGGGUGGUCCGAGAGGCGUGUCAACAUUUGGUUCAGGAGGAGGAGGAACCAGGACAGACCAGGCCUCUGCAAGAAGUUCUGUGAAGCCAGCUGGAGGUUUGUGUUUUACCUGAGUGCGUUUGUAGGAGGACUGUUGUCUUUAUAUGAUAAACCAUGGUUUUAUGACCUAAGGGAGGUUUGGGCUGGUUUCCCUAAACAGUCAAUGCUGACAUCUCAGUAUCGGUAUUACAUGGUGGAGAUUGGUUUCUACUUUUCUCUACUUCUCAGCCUCACAUUCGAUGUUAAACGUAAGGACUUCAGAGAGCAGGUCAUUCAUCAUAUAGCCACGUUGACUCUGUUGGCAUUCUCCUGGAGUUCAAACUAUAUCCGCGUUGGAACUGUUGUCAUGGUGCUGCACGAUUCCUCUGAUUGGCUGCUGGAGGUAGGUAAGAUGUUUAACUAUGCCAAGUGGGAGUGGACCUGCAACAUUGUGUUUGUGCUGUUCACUACAGUCUUCAUGGUGACACGACUCAUCAUCCUGCCCUUCUGGGUGAUCCACUGCACUUGGGUGUAUCCUUUGGAGCUUUACCCCCCAUUCUUUGGCUACUACUUCUUCAAUGCCAUGCUGCUGCUGCUGCAAAUGCUACAUCUCUACUGGGCCGCGCUGAUAGUACACAUGUUCUACAAGUUACUCACCAACAGCUUUAAUGGGGAUGACAGAAGUGAUCAAGAGGAAGAAGACUCAACAGAUACCUCUGAGAAGGACAACCACAAAAGACACACUAAUGACCCUGGAGCCAGAGUCACCAGGCACUAAGAUAGAACAGCGAAGCACCACCCAUAGAUAUGGAGAGGCCAAACACUCAGACCUAGCCCAGGGGGGCUUUUUUUUUUACGAAGUAAACUGAAUGGGCCCACUUUUUAGGUCAUUUAGUACAUUUAGUCAUUUAGCAGACACUCUUAUCCAGAGCGACUUACAGUAAGUACAGGGACAUUCCCCCGAGGCAAGUAGGGUGAAGUGCCUUGCGUUGGACACAACGUCAGUUGGCAUGACCGGGAAUCGAACUGGCAACCUUCGGAUUACUAGCCCGAUUCCCCCCUCACCGCUCAGCCAACAGACUCCCUACACUUUAGUACACUUUAAAGUACACUUAGUGUAUUUGAGGUUUACUUUUGAAUACUGUAAAGUAGCCUGUGUAGUGCACUUUCAGUUCAUGAAGUAUACUUCCUAAAGUACUUCAAAGUAUACUUUGGAAUACUUUCAAGCGCACUUUCAAUUAAUGUAAGUACUUCUAAAGUUAAAUGUCCAUUUACUAUGAUUUACUAAUAUAUUUACAUGUUUAGGGGCCCUUCAAACGCCGCCGAUCUUGCGUCAUUUGACGAGAACGGGGGCCCUCGCCAAGUGAUAUUGCAGAUUAUUAUCUGAAAAAAGCUAAUUACUGUGUAUCAGUGUUGCCAGUUACUUUGAAAAAGUUCUAUCCGUCCACUGCAAACACGUAUCAUAUUCUCAUGUAGGUUAGUUCAUGACAUGUGCACCAGCAGAUACUAUUUUAAAAGAAAUU